AUGGGACUACCUGCUUUGGAAUUUAGUGACUGCUGCUUGGACAGCCCCCAGUUCCGAGAGAGGCUGAAAUCUCAUGAAGCUGAGCUGGACAAGACCAACAAAUUCAUCAAGGAACUGAUCAAAGAUGGGAAGUCGCUCAUUGCAGCACUCAAGAAUCUGUCUUCAGCAAAGCGGAAAUUUGCAGAUUCCCUAAAUGAGUUUAAAUUCCGAUGUAUAGGAGAUGCAGAAACAGAUGAUGAAAUAUGCAUAGCAAAAUCCCUGCAAGAAUUUGCCACUGUUCUCCGGAAUCUCGAAGAUGAGCGAAUGCGCAUGAUUGAGAAUGCUGGUGAGGUCCUGAUCACUCCACUGGAGAAAUUCCGCAAGGAACAAAUUGGUGCUGCUAAGGAUGCCAAGAAGAAGUACGACAAGGAGACGGAGAAGUAUUGUGGUGUCUUGGAAAAGCACUUAAACUUGUCUUCUAAGAAGAAAGAAUCCCAACUUCAAGAGGCAGACAGCCAGGUGGACCUGGUUCGACAGCAUUUUUAUGAAGUCUCCCUUGAGUAUGUCUUCAAGGUGCAAGAAGUCCAGGAGAGGAAGAUGUUUGAAUUUGUGGAACCUCUGCUGGCGUUCCUGCAAGGGCUCUUCACAUUCUACCAUCAUGGCUAUGAACUCGCAAAGGACUUCAGCGACUUCAAGACAGAGCUGACAAUCAGCAUACAGAAUACAAGAAAUCGUUUUGAAGGAACCCGGUCGGAGGUUGAGUCCUUGAUGAGGAAGAUGAAGGAGAAUCCCGACGAGCACAGGAACAUGAGCCCUUUCACAAUGGAGGGCUAUCUCUACGUCCAGGAGAAACGUCACUUUGGAACCUCCUGGGUGAAGCAUUACUGCACGUAUCAGAGGGAAUCUAAACGAAUCACUAUGGUAUCAUUUGACCAGAAAUCUGGAGGAAAAGGGGGAGAAGAUGAAGCAGUCACACUCAAAUCCUGCAUACGCCGGAAAACUGACUCGAUAGAGAAGAGGUUUUGCUUCGAUGUGGAAGCAGUGGAUCGGCCUGGUGUGAUCACCAUGCAAGCACUUUCUGAAGAGGACCGAAAGCUUUGGAUGGAGGCUAUGGAUGGCCGGGAACCGGUCUACAACUCGAACAAAGACAAUCAAAGUGAAGGCACUGCCCAGUUGGAUAAUAUCGGAUUCAGCAUUAUCAGGAAAUGCAUAAAUGCUGUCGAAACAAGAGGGAUCAAUGAGCAAGGGCUCUACCGAAUUGUUGGAGUAAACUCCAGAGUUCAAAAGCUAUUGAGUAUCUUAAUGGAUCCCAAAACAGCCUCUGAAACAGAAACGGACAUCUGUGCUGAGUGGGAGAUAAAGACUAUCACCAGUGCACUGAAAACUUACUUGAGAAUGCUCCCUGGACCACUCAUGAUGUACCAGUUUCAAAGAAGCUUCAUCAAAGCAGCAAAGCUGGAGAAUCAAGAGUCCAGAAUCUCAGAGAUCCACAACCUUGUUCAUCGGCUCCCAGAAAAAAACAGACAGAUGCUGCAGAUGCUCACGAACCACUUGGCAAACGUUGCUAAUAAUCACAAACAGAAUCUAAUGACUGUUGCUAAUCUGGGUGUGGUAUUUGGACCAACGCUGCUUCGACCACAAGAAGAAACUGUUGCAGCGAUUAUGGACAUCAAGUUUCAGAAUAUUGUGGUUGAGAUUUUAAUAGAAAACCAUGAAAAGAUAUUUAACACUGUACCGGAGACGCUACCACCAAACUCGCAGCUGCUGCUAAUAUCUCAUAAGAAGAAUACUGAUUCAAAGCCUCCUUCCUGCAGUGAGAGACCAUUAACACUCUUCCACACGGCACAGGCCAAUGAAAACCAGGAGACAAGGAACAGUAUCAUCAACUCCAGCCUGGAAUCUGUCAUCUCUUCAAACGUCAACAGCUUCCUCCACUCCAACAGCACUCUCCGACCCAACCUGAACUCAAGUGACCCUGACCUAGAAGUAAUUAAACCUAGUCGGCCAAACUCACUCCCUCAGAAUCCAAGCCCAACAUCACCCCUUUCACCGUCCUGGCCCAUGUUCUCUGCGCCAUCAAGUCCUAUGCCCACCUCCUCUACGUCCAGCGACUCAUCCCCCAUCAGCUCACCAUUCCGGAAAGCCAGAGCCUUGUAUGCUUGCAAAGCAGAACAUGACUCAGAGCUCUCCUUCACAGCAGGCAUCAUAUUCGAUAAUGUUCAUCCAUCUCAGGAGCCUGGCUGGUUGGAAGGAACCCUGAAUGGGAAGACAGGACUAAUCCCGGAAAACUACGUGGAGUUCCUAUAACUUUGGGCACAGAAGCAACACUGCUGAGCUUUACAUGGUAUCCAUGACAACUGCUGAUUAGAGUGUUGUAGAUCAUUUGCUCUUUGCCACUGUGAAAUGCAGGGUGAAGGACUUUCCGAUUCCUAUUGAAAUUAAUGUUUAUACGAAUGAUAAUGUAUAUGUCUCCUUCGGUGAUCUAUUGUGGUGUGUGCAAAUAUACUGCAGAAGGGGCGGUCAGAGGCUCCAUGGAGGUCAUUCAGCUCUUCCAACUUCUAGUAAAGGCGUGUGAUUCCUACAGCCACUGCUCCCACAUUCUCAACUUUGUUCCUUUUGUUGAGCCAUUGUAUCAAUGAAAGGAGAAAUGGCGAAAUACAGGAGCUUAAAAAGGUACAAUAAUACCCAUUUCAGGGCCCUAUUCUGCAAACCCUUGAUUUGAACUAGUAGACCCACUGACAUCAACCUUGACUUCAGUGGAACUGCUUAUGUGAGUACUACUAGCACAAAUCCAGGGUAUGUAGAUUGGACCUUAAGCCACCAUUUCACAUUGUGGGAAGGAGAUUAUAUGAGAGAGAGGAGGCUGUUGCCAUUUCUUGCUCACAAAUUCUCCCCUCCUUGUUGAAUCAGCCAAAAUUAAUCUCUUAUUAGCUAACAGCAAAGCAAUCUCUCUCUCAUAUAGCUGUGAGGAGGGGAGAGGUUAAGGUACUGUUUACAUACGUCAAACCACUAACCAUUUCUGCAGCAGCAGUUUACACAGCCCUGAGCCAUUCUUGACGGGAUUCAGUCCAGUCUCGACAAACGCAACACACCAUACCCUGGAGCUGAUGAUAGCCCUACUUACUUAGUAUUCUAUUUUUUUAAAAUGCCAUUGUUUUCUGAUGGUGAAAGCAAAAACAAAAGAAGUUGAAUGAUCUCUGUGGGUUGAGCGCAAGAUCAGCUGUGAAUUUUCAGCGCUCUGAUGAGCAUCAGCACAAUGGAGGAGAGAAUAUUUUGGACCAAACCUUUCAUAACUUUUUUUUUUUUAGAUUUAGAUUUAUGCUGCGUAAACAUCUGUGAUCUGUGCAGCUGGCAUUUCCUUCCUGGAAGGCAAGUUGCAGCUCAUGAUAAAUACCACUUGUUUUGUG
Messenger RNA from Terrapene triunguis (Three-toed box turtle), 3386 nucleotides. It is a transcript of the gene ARHGAP26, whose product is annotated as Rho GTPase activating protein 26. The coding region runs from base 1 to 2286 and encodes 761 amino acids. Gene Ontology annotation, cellular component: cytoplasm. Gene Ontology annotation, biological process: signal transduction. Gene Ontology annotation, molecular function: protein binding; GTPase activator activity. The record is from RefSeq and is a predicted model, not a curated record. NCBI's taxonomy places the organism in Eukaryota, Metazoa, Chordata, Testudines, Emydidae. The transcript has 23 exons.